AUGAAGACGACAGCAUUCGUUGCCUUGUUGAGCUUGGCGGCAACUGCUCAUUCUGCCACGCAAUGGACCGCAGCUUCCAAACUUCAUGGCGCAGACGACCGGACGUUUUCUCUUCAGCAGAUACACAAUGAAAAGUUCAAGGGAGUCAACCCGACCGAUGCUCUCUUGCGCGUCUACGCGCGAUACGCAAAGUUUAUACCAGACCAAGUCAAGGCCAUCAUCGAGGCACAGCCUGGGCUCAAGGCCAGAUACCAGUCUUUAGAUGCCGAGGAUCCCUCCAUGGUGUUUGCUGAAGCUCUACCUGCGCCUGCCGACUCCGAAUAUGUGCUUCCAGUGGGCUUGGGCACACCGCCCCAAAUACUUCCACUAAACUUGGACACUGGUUCUUCAGACUUUUGGGUCUUUUCUGAUGAAACCCCCAAGGAUGGGCUUCAAGCCACGCGGUUGUACUACCCCAAGAAUUCCAACACCAGUAGGCUACUUCCAGGACAGAGCUGGAGAGUCAAGUACGGUGAUGGUUCGGCCGCCAAUGGCACCGUCUAUGUUGAUCGUGCAGCCAUUGGCCCGCUGGGCUAUGACAAGCAAGCUAUCCAGGUCGCCACGGGUAUUUCCAAGGAGAUUGCCAGAGACGGCUUCAUUUCCGGCAUCCUUGGCAUGGCAAGCAGCAAUGCCAAUACAGUCACUCCUACAAAGCAGUUGACUUUGUUAGACAACAUUAAAGAUUCCCUUGCCAGACCAAUCUUUACGGCAAACCUGAAAAAAGGCCUGCCAGGAAACUAUAAUUUCGGCUACAUUAACCAGUCCGAGUACACUGGCGACAUUGCUUAUACGCCAAUCGACCAGGCAAAGCCUUAUUGGCAAAUCAAGCUCAGCGGCUACCAGCUAGGCCAGGACCCCUUUCAACCCCAAGAAAUUUCUGGCAUUGUUGACACUGGUACAACUCUGACCAUGGUCCCUAAGAACAUUGUGGAUGACUACUACAGCAAAUUGCCCGGAUCAUACUUUGAUGAAAAGUCGGGCAACAUGAUGUUUCCGUGCGAGCUGCCACUGCCCGACUUUGUAUUUGGCGUCGGCGAAAGCUACCGCGGCCGCGUUCCUGGGCACUACAUCAACUAUGCGCGUCACACGGACAAGUUUUGCUACGGCGGUCUGCAGUCGUCAGAGAACAUUCCAUUCGCAGUAUUUGGUGACAUUCUCCUCAAGGCUCAGUUUGUCGUCUUUGACCGUGGCAACAUGACGGUUGGUUUCGCCAACAAGGAGACUGUCCCUCCUCCAAGCAGCUAG
Beauveria bassiana ARSEF 2860 is the source of this 1284-nucleotide messenger RNA. Its product is annotated as aspartic proteinase. Gene Ontology annotation, molecular function: aspartic-type endopeptidase activity. Bases 1 to 1284 code for a protein of 427 amino acids. The record is from RefSeq and is a predicted model, not a curated record. NCBI's taxonomy places the organism in Eukaryota, Fungi, Ascomycota, Sordariomycetes, Hypocreales, Cordycipitaceae. Gene Ontology annotation, biological process: proteolysis. The transcript is spliced from 3 exons.